UAGUCUUGUCGAUACAACUGUCAUUUACAGUGGACGUGGGGAAGGUAGGGAAGAACCAAAGAAUAGUAAAUAGUAAAUAUGUUUAGCUAACUGUACAAAUUAAGUUUUUUAACAGCAUAUAUUGAACGUUUUCGACAAACAUGCACAAAGAAGACUUGUUUUAGUGUUCUUCAGAAGCGGAUAUCUUGGCGAUAUUUUUCCUGAAAGUGAUACGAAGCAGCAGAAUGUCAGCUCCCACCAACUCGCUUCAACAGCAGUCCACAGUCAGACGUAGCAAUGCAGGGUCCCCCAGUUUAUCCAACAGCUGUCGUUUGCACCCCAUCCGUGCUACUGUGCCCUACCAGCUCCUACGCGGGGGCCAGAGCAGCCCGACACGCUCUCCUUCUCACUCUGUUGGAGGCAACAAUGGACCGACAAAUAGCCGCGGGUCAUCUCCCCCAAGUGCGACACUGAAUCUUGGAGUAAAUUGCACUGGUGCCACGAGACAGAGACUGUCUCCUGAAAAUAGGGUCUCGCACUCACCUGACCGGGGUCCAAACUCACCCGUUUGUAGAGGAGAGAGGUCCAAACUGCAGGCGCGUAGCUCCAGUGCUAUCCGGCGGACAUCUUCCCUGGACGCCAUUAUGGGGCCGUACCUCACAGGCCAGUGGCCUCGUGACUCCCACGGACCCUACCCUUCCUGCAUGAAAGACAAAGCCACACAGACUCCUGGUCUGUGGAUAGAGGAUGCUGGAGGGGAGCAGGGAAGCCCACACCAGCGGUCAGCCUCCUGGGGUAGCGCAGACCAUCUGAAAGAGCAGAUUGCUAAACUCAGGCUGCAGCUCCAGCGCAGUAAACAGGUCAGCCGCCAGAGCAAAGACAGGGAUCAGCAGCCGGGUCUACACACCAGCACCCCAUGCCAACCCCAGAAUAAGGUGGUUUCCACAGCCCUGUUGAAUAUCCCAGUGCCAAAGUCCCUCAUAUCGAGAGUGCCUAGCAGCGUGGAGGGCAUCAACCACGAGCUGGAGAAUGUGUUCAUCAGAGAGGAUUGGAAGCAGGGAAUACAGGCUUUGGACGUGUUGGACGGCCACCGCGCCCCCUUUCAGCCUCAUCGCUACGGCAAUGGCGGUGACACACGCGACACGGAUACCCAGGCCCCCUCUAGUGGCGGUUCCAGCCCCUGGCCCUGCCCCUUCACCCCUGACCCCCUCCACUCCCCAGAAGGCAGCCCCUGCUCUGCAGAAGAGCUUGACAAAGACAGCGGAUGCAGCUCUCCCCUUCCCAAGUUUGCCACCUCUCCCAAACCCAACAACAGCUACAUGUUCAAACGGGAGCCUCCGGAGGGGUGUGAGAGGGUCAAAGUGUUUGAAGAGAUGGUGUCUGGUGUCUCCAAAGGCUUCCCUCUUUUUUCAUGCCCAGACAAAAACAAGGUGAACUUCAUCCCCAGGGGCUCCGCCUUCUGUCCCGUCAAACUCCUCUGCUCCUCCCUCUUCACCACAACCUCUUCCAGCCCUGGUCUCCAUGGAAAAGGCAGCACAUGGCCCGAGGACGCCAUGACACCCACUAGUUCCACCACUCUAGCCUCCACUAACUGGAGCUCGUCUAUAGGCACAGACAUGGUCAGUAGCUCAGACACAGGCGUAGGCACCGACACAAGCACAGAGAACAGCACAGACAGUCUGAGCCGAGACACAGGCCCUAACACAGACACUAAUCAACUGACAAGCACAGCAAUGGUCUCAGACGGCCUGUCUACAGAUCCCUGCUCCACUACACACAUCCUUCUUACCAGCUAGUUCUCAGGGACAGUCCAGCUGCUGAGCAUUAGCCUGGUCCCAGAUCAGUUUGUGCUGUCUUGCUAACUCCUAUGGUCGCAAUGACCAUAGGAGGUGGCAAAACAGCACAAACAGAUCUGGGACCAGGCUAGCUGAGUAUGGCUCUUUUAAUGCAACAUUAGCCAGCAAGGAGGGCCUAUUCUUACUAACCUAGCCUUCUCUUCUGCAAGGUGUGGCAGGCAACAUCCUCCAGAAAGACUUGUUUUCUUUUCAGAGGGUAGAUUCGAUUGUUUCAUGUAUUGUGUUCUGUAGCAAUCAGCUUUAUCAAAGUCAAUUCAAGAAAUUGAGAAAAAAUUUAAUGGGCAAGAGAAGAACAUAUAUUUUAUUGAAUUUUGAAAAUGUUUAUCUAACCAGCUUAUUUAGCUGUUCUGUGUUGCUAGCUAAUAUUACAGCAUGGAUAAGCUUUUUAAUGGAAAAAAAAAUAACAUGCCUGUUUAUAUUGAAUACCCUAUUGGGACGUCCUACAGUUACAAUACAAUGCUCCACUUUUCCCCGAAUGUUUCUACUUAUUUCAGGUCUCAGUCCAGUUUGUAAACUCAUGACAAAAAGCUAAAGAAAGACUAUCUGAAAGUGACCCAACAGCCAGCUACAAAGCACAGUGUUCCCACAUUGCCUUGUUUCAGGUCCCCUGAAGAACCAAUGAACUCAGGUCAUUUGGAAUGUACUACUCAUGCAUGAACUUCAACGUUGCCUUUUAUGGUUAAUUCAUGACAUUACUCCUAAGACAUUCCAUAGUCUUUAAACAAGUGCUGAUUCUAAUCUUUCAACACGACUUAUUAAAGGAUUGCCAUCGAUAGAAAUGAUAACCUGGUGUACGGGAAAUCCGUAAAGAUAGUUUCAAGUGCUUAAGACAUUCCAGAGGUUAUUAUAUUGUAGCUCCAAUAUAUCAACAGUAUUAGCAGAUUUAGUAUAGUCAAAAUAAGGCCUAGAUUCAAUCGGAUUAAGCGUUAACCAGCAGUCAGAGGUGUUACUGCGUUGGAGCUGUUAAAUCGGUGAACAGCUGCUCCUGUGAUCAUUGUCACGAAGCCACACCCGUCCCACUCGCGAUAGAAAUUCAGAAAGAGAAAGUGUAGGCUAUAUAGAAAUAAUGACGCUCAAAUUGAAAAUCAUUCAACAAAAUAAUGAGAACUUCUAUCGAGGUAUAGAUUACAUCUCACGUUACAGUGUUCAAACUUGUAAACAAGGCUGCAUGGGAUUUCUCUUAAUGCGUCUCCAUGCAGCCAAUGGCAAUGUCCGCUUUAGGUAUAAUGCCGGGAGCCGCUUGUGGAUUUGACAGCUCUAAUGCGGUUGUUGGCUAGUGCAGAUCUGAUAGAAUCUACCCCUAAAAACAAUAUUUUAAGCAACAACAAAAAAAUAAAUUAGGAAAAAAAGCAAAGCAGAAAGUUAAAUUGUACGAAAUAGAUAAGCAAUCAACAAACACUUAUAAUUCUGUCAAUGUCUCACUUAACAUUGAGGCUAAUGAUAUUUUCAAAGCACUUAAUUCCAGGCGGGAUAAUCACUAUUUAAUAGUAAUAUUACACAGUACUAUAUAAAAUGUAAAGCAAAUCAGAUAAUGUUAAGUGUGCAAUUACAGAUCUGUUAAAAAAAUACAAACUAGUGUUGAUUUGACGUUCAGUAUGGAGUAAAAUAUUUCAUGAAACUGUACAAGGGCUGGAUUCAAUCCGUGUUGCGGAAGUACCGCGAGAACAUUGCCUUUAAAUUGUGCUAUAACGUGGAUCUCCCUCGAUACUUCUGCGAUACGAAUUGAAUCCAGUGCCUAAGUGUAUUAUGUAUCUUCAAUACAUUACGUUAAAACCCCUUGGCAAUAAUAUUUACAAAUAAUAAAAGAAAUGCUUUUUCAAAUAAAAAUAGCCAAAACCAUUUGCAAAACGAACAAACAUAUGCAACACAAUCCACUCAAACCUAGAUGUAUAUUUUGUCGGUAAAGAUGACCGCUGCUCCGUGACUAGUUUGAAUCAUACUAACACAUUAUUUUCAAAGUUCAGCAAGGCUUGCCAUGUUCGGCACUAAUAUAUCAUGCCUGUGUAUUCCAUGUUUUAUAUGUAGACCUUGUGUGUUUUUACAAUAAAUUAAGCAAUAAAAUCA
Messenger RNA from Coregonus clupeaformis (lake whitefish), 3899 nucleotides. Its product is annotated as glucocorticoid-induced transcript 1 protein. Gene Ontology annotation, biological process: podocyte development. The record is from RefSeq and is a predicted model, not a curated record. The coding region runs from base 225 to 1775 and encodes 516 amino acids. The transcript is spliced from 9 exons. Lineage: Eukaryota; Metazoa; Chordata; Actinopteri; Salmoniformes; Salmonidae. Gene Ontology annotation, cellular component: cytoplasm.